GCUUUUAGAGGUACGUGGACGUUCUCAAAUACUCGAUGGAGUUUACAGAAGGAGGAGAGAGAAGAGAAGAGAGAGGAGAUAGAGGAGAGAGACCCAUAAAACCAGGCCCAGUGGGGUUUUCUUUGUUUAUUUUUUAUUGCUAAGAGCAAAGGCAAACUGUUUGAGCCAAAUGCGAUUCUUAGCGAUCUCUCUGUCCCUGAGACACCGUCAAACGACGACCACCUCGAGCCUUUUUCUAUAAUAGCCCCAAAUCCCCCACGCGCGCUUUUUUUAUUCAUCAUUUCGCUCCGAUUUCACUGAGUCAUCACACACCCAACUCGGUCCCAAUCGAUCUUCAAUCCUGCUGUGAGUUCUGACGAUGAACAAGAGGCCACGAACAAGCAUCGGCAAGGCUGUCGUCAAUGUUUGGCAGCGCGAGGUCGGCGAGCUCUCGGCCAGAAAUUUUACCCACCGUGUUGGUGGCUCUGAGGAUCUUGUGCUUCGACUUGAACUCUACAGGAAGCUCGAGAAGCACCGAGGAUGUGUGAACACUAUAAGCUUCAAUGCGGCUGGUGAUAUUCUGGUUUCAGGCUCUGAUGACAGGCGGGUCAUCCUAUGGAAUUGGGAAACUGGGAAAGUUCAGCUUUCAUUCCAUUCAGGUCAUAAUAACAAUAUUUUCCAAGCAAAGAUCAUGCCUUAUACCGAUGAUAGAAGCAUUAUCACCUGUGCUGCUGAUGGGCAGGUGAGACAUGCUCAAAUUUCAGAUAAAGGACAAGUGAAAACUUCAUUGUUGGGCAAACAUCUGGGGCGCUCUCAUAAGUUGGCAAUUGAGCCUGGGAGCCCUCACAUUUUUUACACCUGUGGUGAAGAUGGAUUGGUGCAACAUUUUGAUCUGAGGACUGGGGCUGCCACAGAACUUGUCACAUGCCAACCUCUUGAUGGUAGAAGGAGUCACAUGCCAGCCAUCCAUCUAAAUGCAAUUGCAAUUGACCCAAGAAACCCAAAUUUCUUUGCAGUGGCAGGUUCUGACGAAUAUACUCGACUUUUUGAUAUCCGCAAGUAUAAAUGGGAUGGAUCAUCUGAUUUCGGCCAACCUGCAAACUUCUUUUGCCCACCACACUUGAUUGGUGAUGGGCGAGUUGGAAUUACUGGAUUGGCCUUCUCAGAACAGAGUGAACUUCUUGUCUCAUACAAUGAUGAGAACAUCUAUCUUUUUGAACGAGAUAUGGGGUUGGGACCUAAUCCAGUUACAACCUCUCCAGUUUCUAUGGGCAGUGAUGCAAGUGAAAUGAGUACUGAUCAUCAGAGUGAAGCAUCUCCAUCAACCAUGCCUAUUGAUGAAAGUUCUGCUCCUCAAGUUUACAAGGGUCAUAGGAACUGUGAGACAGUGAAAGGCGUGAACUUCUUUGGUCCUAAAUGUGAGUAUGUUGUGAGCGGGUCUGACUGUGCGCGGAUAUUCAUAUGGAAGAAAAAGGGUGGGGAGCUGAUUCGUGUUAUGGAAGCAGAUAAGCAUGUGGUAAAUUGCAUCGAGUCUCAUCCUCACAACACAGUUCUUGCAAGCAGCGGAAUCGAUAGUGACAUCAAGAUAUGGACUCCAAAGGCCAAUGAGAGAGCUACUCUGCCUCAGAACAUCGAGAAGGUCCUGAAACCUGGCCGAAUAUUAUGGUAUGCUAGUGAGGAUGAGGAAGAGGAUGAGGAGGAUGAUGAUGAAUAUUUUUCUGAUGAUAUUUUUUAUGAUGAUGACGACGACGACGAUGUGGAUGAUGAUGAUAGCGAUGACUCUGAAGGUGGCAGCGAUUGAAUGAGAUGUUGACGAUAACAAUGAUGACAGUUUUCUUGAUGGUUAUGAUGAUGCUAAUGAUUAUAAUUUUACGAUUGUGUCCAGAAGAAACCCAGGGCUAGGGGAUGGAUGUACCGCCUAUCCUCACCCGAGGACUUGAUGUUGCAACUGUUUUCAUUGCAAAGGCAGAGGGUAAGCCCAGAGCGUGACGGCGAGAACUCAAAUGAUGGUCAGGAACUUCUAGAGCUAAUAAUGGCAUUCCAGCGCAACUCUGAUGAUUCUUCAGAGGACGGAGGAGACACCUCCAGUCAGGAUGAUUUGUUUUGUUGAGUUAUGAAGCCUAUGAAUAAUUGUACAUAAUUAGGAUGAAGUUAUACUUUUUGGAGAAUUUUCCUGUUAACUUAUAUUUCGUGUUGUUUUCUAUACAUUCGUGUUUUUUAUUUUUAUUUUUUCUUCUUGUAUUUUCGCUUUCUGCUUAAAUUAGGGUGAAAAGAAGACUGGAAAUUUGUUGUGUGUUGAAAAAAGAAUGUACUUUCAGUUUUCA
This is a messenger RNA of Prunus dulcis (almond), 2303 nucleotides long. Its product is annotated as DDB1- and CUL4-associated factor 8-like. The transcript is spliced from 5 exons. Gene Ontology annotation, cellular component: Cul4-RING E3 ubiquitin ligase complex; cytoplasm. Gene Ontology annotation, molecular function: protein binding. The record is from RefSeq and is a predicted model, not a curated record. Lineage: Eukaryota; Viridiplantae; Streptophyta; Magnoliopsida; Rosales; Rosaceae. Bases 359 to 1780 code for a protein of 473 amino acids.